UGGGCAGGGCCACGCCUCGUGCGUAUAUUGGGGGAGCCCGGGCCUAGCCGAGCAGGUCCCGGUCUUAAAGGAGCCUCCGCCUGUUCUUUGCGGGCUGCAAGAAAAGGGUGGCGGCCAGCGACCGCAGCUCUGUAGGUGCCGGCUGCAGCCGUGCUGGAACUUUCAAGGGGGACGUUUACGGACGGCAGAAGGUUAGCUCUUUGAAGGCAGGAACCUUUGUUCACUACCACCACACCAGUACCUGCAACAGUGAGAGGGGACACAUACUAGGUGCUCAAUAAAUCUUGAUUGAAAAACUGGACUCAGCCGUGUGGAACUUGUCCCAGCAGAAAGGAGAAAAUAGGCUUCACUCACUCCUCUCUUCAUUGGAUCCUGUCAGCAGCCCUCCUCCUCUUGCCCAGAAGUUGAGUGAAGCACUUGGACUUCACCAAUAGAAGCAUAUUUAAAAAAAAAAAAAGAAAAGAAGGCUUCAUCACAAACAGGACCAUAUUUGGAGCUGAAAUGGAACAAGCAGUUGGCGAACCAAAGAAAGACCAGGUUACAGGGACACAUUUGACAGAAGACAUUCCAAAAGCCAAGAAGUGCACGGUGAUUGGAGGCUCUGGGUUCCUGGGGCAGCACAUGGUGGAGCAGUUGCUGGCAAGAGGCUACACUGUCAAUGUGUUCGAUAUGCGGCAGGGUUUUGACAACCCACAGGUGCAGUUCUUUCUGGGGGACCUCUGCAGCCAACAGGUAAUGGGCCAACCAGCCUUACCUAUUUCCCGUCGGCCCCAAAUGGAAAGCGGUGGACUUCCCCUGCUCAGAAGCCAGGACUUGUACCCAGCUCUGAAAGGUGUAAGCACAGUUUUCCACUGCGCAUCACCCCCACCAUCCAGUAACAACAAGGAACUCUUUUAUAGAGUGAAUUACAUUGGCACCAGGAACGUCAUUGAAACUUGCAAAAAGGCUGGGGUUCAGAAACUCAUUUUAACCAGCAGUGCUAGUGUCAUUUUUGAGGGCGUUGACAUCAAGAAUGGAACUGAGGACUUCCCUUAUGCCAUGAAACCCAUUGACUACUACACGGAGACAAAGAUCUUGCAGGAGAGAGAAGUCCUGGGUGCCAAUGAUCCUGAGAGGAAUUUCUUAACCACAGCCAUCCGCCCCCAUGGCAUUUUCGGCCCGAGGGACCCCCAGCUGGUCCCCAUCCUCAUUGAGGCAGCCAGAAAAGGCAAGAUGAAGUUCAUGAUUGGGAACGGGGAGAACUUGGUGGACUUCACCUUCGUGGAGAAUGUGGUUCACGGACACAUUCUGGCUGCAGAGCACCUCUCCCAAGACACGGCCUUGGGUGGGAAGGCAUUCCACAUCACCAAUGACGAACCCAUCCCCUUCUGGACAUUCCUGUCCCGCAUCCUGAUAGGCCUCAAUUACGAAGCCCCCAAGUACCACAUUCCCUACUGGGUGGCCUACUACCUGGCCCUCCUGCUAUCCCUCCUGGUGAUGGUGAUCAGUCCUGUCAUCCAGCUCCAGCCCACAUUCACUCCGAUGCGGGUCGCGCUGGCUGGCACAUUCCACUACUACAGCUGUGAGAGAGCCAAAAAGGCCUUGGGCUACCAGCCACUGGUCACCAUGGAUGACGCUGUGGAAAGAACUGUGCAGAGCUUCCACCACCUGCGGAGGGUCAAGUGAGGCUCCGAGACUGGGCCCUCUCACCACAUUCCGCCUCCAAUACCUCUCCUCGUGGAUCAAGAAACUAACCUCCUUCAAGUGACUUUCUUCUGAGCUCAGGUACCUCCUGCCAGUUAGAUAGGAGCACACCCGGCCUUUCCAUGACCACAAGUAAAGCCUUAGUGGAAGCACGGGAUCAGACUUGGACUUUUAGCUUUGUAUUCAGCUUUGUAUUCUUCUGUUUUGUGUUCUCUCUCCCAUCCCCCCCUCUAUCCUGGGGUCCUUAUCAUCCCACUGUCCUUGUACAUAAUCAAGGAAGCUGUAGCAAAGAACCGAUCCCUUUGCUAAUUGAGGAUGGAGAACUAGAUUCAUUUCCAUGCAAACCAAUACAAGAGUAGAAGCCACAGACUGUUCAAGGAGCCACAUAUUACAAACAUCCUAGAGGAGAAACAGAAACACAUGGUGAGACUGCAAGUGUACAUUUUAAAUAGAGUUUAGAGCAAGCAAACACUUCCAAAAAGCUUAAGCAACUGUAACCCUCCCCCUCCAUCCCUCAUGGUUUCCCUCCUUACAUGCUUCCAAGUUCUCCAAGGCCCAGUUGCAGUGCCUGUCUGCAUUGUUUUGUUUUUUUCUUCAUAAAACAUUCUGUCAUGGUCACAUUUCACUUUAUCAACAGAUUCCUGUUGUCCUUAGUGACACAGCAGUGGCCUGACCCGUGGCAUGCUCUUUCAGCUGUUUAGCGAAUCUCCUGACAUCAGACUGCUUGAUAGUGUGGUAUGGGAAAGGUCAGACAGAAAAGAGUCUCCUUUAUCUGCUUGGAGUUUGGGCAGAAAGGGCACUUCACUCAUAGAACCCCUCACGCAGAACCCUUCCGGCCAAUUUCCAGAAGGCCUAGCACACAUAAUGACUCAGCGUUCUCUCUUUCCUGGUGAUGUUCUGCUUACAGAACCUGGUUUCUUCUAAGACUAAUUGACAUGUAAUCUUCAAGACCUAUUUUCUUUUCUCCUUUUGUCCAAAGUUGGGGAGGCUGGAAUAAAGACAUUGCACGUGCCA
Myotis myotis is the source of this 2697-nucleotide messenger RNA. It is a transcript of the gene NSDHL, whose product is annotated as NAD(P) dependent steroid dehydrogenase-like. The record is from RefSeq and is a predicted model, not a curated record. Gene Ontology annotation, molecular function: 3-beta-hydroxy-Delta5-steroid dehydrogenase (NAD+) activity. Bases 502 to 1665 code for a protein of 387 amino acids. Lineage: Eukaryota; Metazoa; Chordata; Mammalia; Chiroptera; Vespertilionidae. The transcript is spliced from 10 exons. Gene Ontology annotation, biological process: steroid biosynthetic process.